CAGGUGAUAAUACUUCUUACAGUACUGCUAUGUAUAACUCUCUGUAAGCAAUUACAUGUCGAUGUCGAUUUUAUGUACUCUAAGAUCAAAAAACCAAAAUUCGACAAACAGCAUCACUCUAUAUAUAAUAUGUCUUUCUCCAAGGUGAGAAAACACAGGAAUAAGGAUAUUUUGAAUAAGACAAUGCUGUUUUGGAAUCCACAACCCUGGUUAAAUGACUGGAUCGGAAAGAAAUGGGACACCUCGGACGUGUUCACUAAAUGUCCAGUUUCUAAUUGUGUUGUGACAAAACAACGUUUAUACAUAAAACAAGCCGACGCUGUUAUAUUUAGAGCAGUGAGGUUUCUUUGUCAGAAGAAGAGCAAAAAAGGGCAGAUAUGGAUUAUGUUCGAACAUGAGUCGCCAAUGAAAUACCAAACGUUAAAUAAUACUUGCCAUCGUAAUCUGUUUAACUGGACAAUAACCUAUCGUCGUGACUCGGAUUUCACGUUUGUACACGGCCAAUUCUCAAAAACCUCUUCGCCCUUCAACGAAAGUUCAAUUGAUAGGAUACUUAAAGCGAAGACAAAGACUGCCGUAGGCUUCAUUAGCAAUUGUUAUACUCAAUCUCAGAGGGAAGAUUAUAUCAAGCAACUACGCAAAUACGGUAUCGACGUUGACAUAUAUGGGAGGUGUGGGCAUCAUCAUUGCACAUCAGGAAACCGGUUCAAUGCUGUGUGGAACAUAACGCCGAGAGUGAACAAAACAAAAGACUGCUUUGAUGUUUUGGAUAGUAAGUACAAGUUCUAUUUAUCGUUUGAGAACAGUUUGUGUGAUGACUACGUCACAGAAAAGUCGCUUCAUCUUGUGUUACGUCACAACAUUGUUCCAAUCAUUAGGGAUGCUGCAAAUCGGACCUUAUUCCAGCCUCCAACUUCUUACCUAGAUACAAAAGACUUUAAAAACGUCAAGUCGCUAGCAGACCGCAUCAAAUACCUGAACAAGAAUUUUGAAGAGUACAAGAAAUAUUUUCACUGGAAAAAACAUUUCUACCCCGAAACAAGUUCUGGAGUGAUAAAAUCCAUCUUAUGUGAUAUUUGUUAUCGUCUGCACAACCAACACAAAUAUCCGAGAGUCUACAGAAACGUAUUCGAUUUUCUACAAUCACGCGGAUCUAAUUCCUCGACUUGUCACCAACCGGUUGACUUUUAA
Molecule: messenger RNA, 1191 nt
Organism: Mizuhopecten yessoensis (Yesso scallop)
Lineage: Eukaryota; Metazoa; Mollusca; Bivalvia; Pectinida; Pectinidae
Product: glycoprotein 3-alpha-L-fucosyltransferase A-like
Exons: 1
Coding region: 73-1191 (372 amino acids)
Cellular component (GO): membrane
Molecular function (GO): alpha-(1->3)-fucosyltransferase activity
Source: RefSeq, a predicted model, not a curated record